Anisakis simplex (herring worm) is the source of this 864-nucleotide messenger RNA. The record is from the annotation of a GenBank genome assembly. NCBI's taxonomy places the organism in Eukaryota, Metazoa, Nematoda, Chromadorea, Rhabditida, Anisakidae.
AUGGCACCAUCAAGCGGGUUGUUCGAAAUGGAAAUGAUACAAAGUGCUUCUCCACGUCGACUGGAAUGUUUGGUGGAUCCUCAAUGGGAAUUAAUAGAUCCGACACCGGAUAUUCAUGCGCUUUUCCUGCAAUUUAAUGACACUUUCUUCCAAGGUACCCUAGCUGGUUGUGAGGUUCGAUGGAGCCCUCGUAUGACACUAUGUGCGGGUUUGUGUUCGUAUGAGGGUCGAGGUGGCCUAUGCUCAAUUCGACUUAGCAAACCAUUGCUGAGUCUAAGGCCGAGAAAAGAUCUAGUUGAAACGUUGCUUCAUGAAAUGAUUCAUGCAUACCUGUUCGUUACGGUCAGGAACAGAGAUCGUGACGGUCAUGGUGAAUCGUUUCAAUUUCAUAUGCGUCGUAUAAAUGCUAGAGCUGGUACACAUAUCACCAUUUAUCAUUCGUUUCACGCUGAAGUAAGGAACUAUCAUCAACACUGGUGGAGAUGCGAAGGAGUGUGUCGCAAACGACCACCGUUCUUCGGUUUUGUGAAACGUGCAAUGAAUCGGGCACCAGGCCCGUCUGACUAUUGGUGGAGCCGACAUCAAGCCAGUUGUGGAGGUAAAUUCGUGAAAGUCAAAGAGCCAGAAGGUUAUACGAACGGUAAAAAGAAAUCAUUGGAAGGAAGCAAACGAAAAAUUGAAACCGCUGAAACUGACAAUACUGAUUCAAAGAUGAAACGUUCCAAAUCCGAAUCUCCGUCAAAACCCACUCAAAAUCAGUCACAAAUAACAAAUUUCUUCCCGUUCUCAGGGACAGGACAAAAAGCGGAAAGCAGUAAAAAUCAAUGUGAUAAGUCACAAAACAGUCCACCUAAAAAUACCAAA